Molecule: messenger RNA, 432 nt
Organism: Trichoderma reesei QM6a
Lineage: Eukaryota; Fungi; Ascomycota; Sordariomycetes; Hypocreales; Hypocreaceae
Exons: 2
Coding region: 1-432 (143 amino acids)
Source: RefSeq, a predicted model, not a curated record
AUGUCCGCUCCCAAGACACCCCCCGCCAUCAUCUGGCUCAAAGUCUUCGUCCGAGCCAACCUCCACCGCGUCUCCCGCAAGCUCCGCGGCGACGAGCCCGAGGCCGCCCAUGGCGCCGAUGACGAGCUGCCCCUCGGUCCCCCUCCUCCCGCCUACGAGCGGAAGCCCAAGUCCCCUCCCACCGAGGGCGAGAUUGCGACGCUCCAGCAGGAGCUGCGCUUGUACGAGGCCCGGCUGGAGGCGCUGCCGGAAGACAGCCCCGAGGGGAGGAUGCUCCUCAAGGACGCGGAGAUGCUGGACCGGUGGAUCGGUCAUCUGGAGUAUCUCCACGCGGAGCGGGUGGGCAGGACGGUGCCGGCGAGGUUCCGGAGGGAGCCGUACAGGGAUCGGCUCAAGAGGCGGAUCAAGAACCGCGGCAUGACCCCUUACUAA